AUGGCUAUUGUCGCCACUCUCGUAAAAGAAGCCGGCGUCACCUUCCGGGAAUGGGCAGAACAGUACGGCGGCAUCCUUUGCUACAAGAGUCUUUUCAACAGCCAAAUCAUCCACCUCGCCGACCCUGAGGCUAUCCAUCAUGUCUUCAAUACCCAUGCUUACCAGUACCUGAAACCUGACCGUGUCAUCCGCGUGAUGGAUCCCGGCUGUCGUCAAGUUACUUCGUCGUACUACUCCAAGAUUCCCCUCAGGCAUAAUCAGGUUCGGUUGCGGGUUGCUCGGUCGAUCGAUAAGGCCGUACGCCAGAUCGUUUGCCAGAAGAGAGACAGGAUGGCAUUGGAAAAAAAUGACGGCAAGGACCUCCUUAGCAUGAUCCGCGCGAGCGAGUCGUCGGGUAAUGGCAUGCUUACGGAUGAUGAUCUUCGAGCGCAGAUCAAGAACUUAUUAGCUGCCGGAAACGACACCUCCUUGGUCGCGGUGACAUGGAUGCUCCACAUCCUCUCAACCCGCCCCAAGGUACAAUCCAGACCCCGUCAAGAGUUCCUGGCACACAUUGGCCGCCCCACCGACAAGACCUCCUCCUCCACCUUCAACUACGACGCUCUACACGCAUUACCCUACCUAAACAUAUGCAUCAAGGAGCUCUUCCGCUUCAUCCCUCCAGUCGCCUACACCUCACGAGUCGCAUCCCAGGACGACAACGUCCUUGGCUACGACAUCCCCAAGGGCACCGAGAUCCAGCUCAUGUCUGGGGGCGAGGAUGCAGAAGAGUUCAAACCCGAGCGGUGGAUGGAUCCUUCGUCGUUUUCUGAGGAGGACCAGCAGUCGAUCAACUUUGUCACGCCCGACAUGCUGUGGGCAGAUAUGCCCUUCUUGACAGGUCCUCGUAGCUGUAUUGGAUCCAAGGUUGCCCUUAUCGAGACUAAGGUCAACCUGUAUCCUGUACUACCUUUGAUCGACCUCGAGUACACUCCUGUCCCAGGGUUCACGUUCAAGACUUCUGUUCGGAUUACUGUGCGACCGUCUCCUGGGAUGAAUCUCAUUGUUAAGCGAUUUGAGCACGAUGCCUCAGUCAACCCCAUAACACCACAUUAG
This is a messenger RNA of Linnemannia hyalina, 1095 nucleotides long. The record is from the annotation of a GenBank genome assembly. Lineage: Eukaryota; Fungi; Mortierellomycota; Mortierellomycetes; Mortierellales; Mortierellaceae.